AUGUCACCUUUCCGUUUAGAAUUUCCCAUUACAAAGAAGCGUAAACUGAAUGGUAAUUCUGUGUUCAAGAAUGGUAAAAAUCAUAUGGAAAAGAACAACAAUCAGGACUAUAAAAAGAAAAGCUGCAGUAGGAAGAACAGUACCAACAGCAGUACUGGGCCAGUCAUAGAUCUAACAGGUACUGAAGGACAGAAUGAAGGCAUUGAUGAACAAUAUUGGACAAGAAAUAGAGAGGAUGCAGAUAUUGGUGACUGCAGUGAUGUGGCAGAUUUACUCUUCAGCACUGACUUUCAGCCAACAUCUUAUGAUGCUUCAGAUAUUCCUCCUAAGAAUUCUGUGGAAGAUCCAGGUAAUUUGUCCUCUGAUGGAAAACCUUUUGCACAAUCUCAAGGCCUUAUGAAUAGCUUUACACCUUUGGAAAGUGUCUCCCCAGUACACUCUCCACCACCUCAGAAUGAUCUCCCACUAACGAACGCUCCCUCGGCACCAGAGGAUGAUCUUCCAAUGAACAGUCCACCUCUCCCAGAGUACUUUCCCCAAGUGGACAGUCCACCACCCCUAGAAUAUGUUCAAACAAUGGACAGUCCAUCUUCCCAGGAAAACCUCCAUCCAAUGGAAAGUCCACCACCCCCAGAGUAUUUCCCACCAAUGGAUAGUCCCCAACUCCAAGAGGAUGGUCCUGCAGUAAACAGUCUACCACCUCCGGAGUAUUUUCCACCAGUGGAUAGUUCCCAACUCCAAAAGGAUGGUCCUGCGGUGAAUAGUCCACCACCAGUGGAUAGUCCCCAGUUCCCAAACGUUGGUCUUUCGGUAAACAGUCCACCACCUCCAGAGUAUUUCCCUGGAGUAAAAAGUCUCUCUCACCAGGAGGACUUCCCUUCAAUGGACAGUCCACCGCUCCCAGAGUUCUUCUCACCAAGGGAUAGUCCCCCACCACCAGAAGAUGUUCUCCCUGUAAACAGUCCACCUCCCCAAGAGACCUUCCCUGCAGUAAACAGUCCACCACCCCCAGAGUAUUUUUCACCCCCACAAGCACCUAAAAUACCAUCAGCAGCAGAGACUGAGUUUGGAAGUGGGAUACCCUGUGAGGAUCAUGCAAAUUCUUCUGUCAGAUAG
Stylophora pistillata is the source of this 1116-nucleotide messenger RNA. RefSeq lists its product as uncharacterized. NCBI's taxonomy places the organism in Eukaryota, Metazoa, Cnidaria, Anthozoa, Scleractinia, Pocilloporidae. The record is from RefSeq and is a predicted model, not a curated record. Gene Ontology annotation, molecular function: nucleic acid binding; 3'-5' DNA helicase activity; four-way junction helicase activity. Gene Ontology annotation, cellular component: cytoplasm; chromosome; nucleus. Gene Ontology annotation, biological process: DNA replication; double-strand break repair via homologous recombination.